AUGUCUACGUUUGACGGCUUCAUCAGGGAGUUUCCUGACAUCCAAGUCGACUACUUCCGCAGCACGCAGGGGAUGGCAUCACGGCGACCCUUGGCCGGCUUCCUGAGCCAUGUCCACAGCGACCAUCUCGUGGGGCUGGACACACUGCGCUCGCCGUUCGUGUACUGUUCGGCGGCAACACGGGCCCUGGUGUCGACACUGGAAAAGUACCCAUGCCACGUCAAUUUUGCCAAAGGCAUUCUCGAAGCACGCAAGCGGACGUACAAGCAUCUCCAGAAUCUUCUCAAACCCUUGCCUCUCGAUACGCCGACGACGAUUGAGCUGUCGCCCGGGAACCGCAUCCAAGUGACGCUCUUUGACGCCAACCACUGCCCUGGGUCUACCAUGUUCUUGUUUGAGGACGAGUACAAGGCGGCCCUCUACACGGGAGACACGCGCCUGGAGCCGUGGUUUGUCAACGCCCUCGUCCGCCACCCGUGUUUGGCCGAGUACACCGCCGGCCUGCGCACCAUUGACACAGUGUACCUGGACACCACAUUUGUCGAGAAGGGUGUUGAUUUUCAGACCAAAGCAGAGGGCUUGCGUGAGCUGUUACAGACGGUCGCGAGGUACCCUUCGGACACAAUCUUUUACCUGCGCGCUUGGACAUUUGGCUAUGAAGACGUCUGGACGGCGCUGGCCAAGGCGCUGCGCUCCAAGGUGCACGUCGACGAGUACAAAUUGCGUCUUUAUAGGUCCAUGGCGCCUUUGGCCGCCAAAGGCCAAAGUUCCAUUCCCAGUACACACGCCUAUGUCGACCCCGUUGCACCCAACCUUGUGGGAUUCAUGUGUGCCAACACCGCACAUGAUGGCUGCCUGAGCGUCGAGGAUGACGUGCGCAUCCACAGCUGUGAAAAGGGACUGGGAUACUGUCCCGCCAUAAAUCAGACGAAGCGGCCGGUGGUUUGGAUCCGUCCAAUUGUGUGCCGACUGCCACAUGGCCGCGGUGAGGUGCCGGAAGUCGGGGCCGGUGGUGGCGGAAAAGACCUCAACAAAGAGGCCGAGCUGGACGUGUACGGCCAGGGCGAGAUUGACCGACUGUGCGAACUGAUGUGCGCGGUGAAAGAUCUGUCCCAGGAGGAGAAAGUUGACCUCCAGACCCUGCUCGCAACGUCAAUUCAUGGCGACCAUCAAAUCCCCAUUCACAUUGACCCGGACAAAUUUCAAGAACAAGGGCAAGACUGGGAGAUGGACAUAAGUAGGAUCAGAUACGCUCUUCUUGAGACGGCGAAGCUUCAGCGCUGCUACGAGACCGGCUUGGCCUGGUCAAAUAUUAAAUCGGAGCCCAAAGGACACCCAACCGCCGUCAACGAGCUUUCUCAGACCAUCACCUUUCCUUAUUCGCGCCAUUCUUCCUACCGGGAGCAAUGCGAUCUUCUUGACAAGCUGCGCCCCAAGGACGUGUGGCCAUGUACGUUUCACCUAGAGGAAUGGUUUGCUGGCGGAGAGCUAGUUAUCACGGUUGAAGAUCUUUUCGGUCAAUACUGCUCGGGGAACACGUUCCGCCACGACGUUGAAGCGGCAGAGAAAUACGGCAAACGACCUGCAGUCGAUGGAGAGGAUGCGCAGAUUGUCAUCGACAGCCAGGUUACGACGCAACCAGACCAUGGCUCGAACCCGGAUGCCAUGUCUCUCCUAGAGACGCAAGACGAGCAAGCGGUCGGCGGUGAAUGUUCUCAAGAUCACAACGAACAUCGACUGGCCCAGGAAGGACGACGCCACCCAGCACUCAAUGAUUUCGAUUAUCCUUACUUUUACCUCAACACCACUGCCUCCUACGUUUCGAUGCAUGAUGGCACGGAAGACUCUCAGGCGACACAGAUUUCCGAAAUUUCUGGAGAGCGGCGUUUUGCCUCGCACCAGGCGGCCGUCAACAAUGCCGUCGGAGGUGGCGAGUGGGUGCACAUCGCACUGGCGAGCACCUCCGAUAACCACACGAUGCCAGACGUUGACCUGGGAUCUGGAUGA
Molecule: messenger RNA, 2007 nt
Organism: Sporothrix brasiliensis 5110
Lineage: Eukaryota; Fungi; Ascomycota; Sordariomycetes; Ophiostomatales; Ophiostomataceae
Product: artemis protein
Exons: 6
Coding region: 1-2007 (668 amino acids)
Biological process (GO): double-strand break repair via nonhomologous end joining; interstrand cross-link repair; protection from non-homologous end joining at telomere
Molecular function (GO): damaged DNA binding; 5'-3' DNA exonuclease activity
Source: RefSeq, a predicted model, not a curated record